GCGAGGUACUUCCGAGGAGCUUGAAUAAGUAAGUAGCCCUCUGGAUUUACGCUUGAAGGUCACUUCUCAAAAAGACAAAUACUCUUUACCAUGAUAUCUAGGAUGCUGAUGUUUGUACUCAAAUGUCUAUUUCUGAGUUUUGUAGGUGCAUUCAUUUCAGCCUCGGUUGUGCAAGGCUCAAACAGUUGCGAGUACCCAGCAAUUUUCAACUUUGGUGACUCAAACUCAGACACAGGAGCAAUAUCAGCUGCAUUCACAGUGGUGCAUUCCCCCAAUGGUCAAAACUUCCUUGGAAGCCUCUCGGGAAGGGCUUGUGAUGGCCGUCUCAUAAUUGAUUUCAUUACUGAAGAAUUGAAGCUACCAUACCUUAGUGCGCAUUUGAACUCGGUUGGAUCCAAUUACAGGCAUGGUGCCAACUUUGCAACAGGAGGGUCAUCAAUUCUUCCUGGUGGUUAUAGUCCUUUCCAUCUUGGACUUCAAAUAUCUCAGUUCAUACAGUUCAAGUCACGCACCCACAUUCUCUUCAACCAGCAUUCUGUCAACAACAGAACAAAACUAUCUUUUAAAAGUAUUCCAAAACCGGAUGACUUCUCUAGGGCCCUUUACACCUUUGAUAUUGGACAAAAUGAUCUUGCCUAUGGUUUUCAGCACACGUCAGAGGAACAAGUUCGAGGGUCCAUUCCUAAUAUCUUGAGGCAGUUUUCUCAAGCAGUGCAGCAACUAUACAAUGAAGGAGCAAGAGUAUUCUGGAUUCACAACACGGGUCCCAUUGGGUGCUUGCCCUUCAAUUUCCUUUCUUAUGAGUCAAAGCAAGGUAACCUAGAUGCCAAUGGUUGUGUGAAACCUCAGAAUGAGAUCGCUCAGGAGUUUAACAGGCAACUCAAGGACCAAAUGGUUCAGCUAAGGAGAAAGCUGCCUCUAGCCAAAUUCACUUAUAUUGAUGUGUAUAAAGCCAAAUAUCAACUUGUCAGCAAUGCAAGGAAGCUAGGUUUUGUGGAUCCUUUGAAGUUCUGUUGUGGCAGUUACCACGGUUACAAGAUAACUUGUGGGAUGAAAAGCACAGAAAACGAAACAGUUUAUGGCAAUGCAUGUAAAAAUCCAUCUCAACUUGUUAGCUGGGAUGGCAUACACUACUCUCAAGCAGCAAACCUCUUGAUUGCUAAGCAAAUUCUUUCUGGCGUCUUCUCUGACCCACCGGUUGCCAUUGGGCAGGUGUGUUUCUGAGCAAAAUUCAAGUGGUAUUUCGUUCUGUGUAUGCACGUUUUCGUGUUGAUACUUUAAUAUGAGAGUUGAGGGGUUUAAUUACUUCAAGAAUUGAAGAGAUGUUUCAUUGAGUAAGAAGAUACCAUAAUUGAUGUUCUUGGCAAAUUAUUUCAGUUUGGAAAUUUCUGGUUGCUAUAAUGGCAGAGCUGCCAGAAAUAUCUAAUUCCGAAAGAUAUGGGUCAAUAGUUCAUUGGGGAUGGAUAAUAAGAUAUGUCAAAGAUGUUCAUGA
Cajanus cajan (pigeon pea) is the source of this 1492-nucleotide messenger RNA. Its product is annotated as GDSL esterase/lipase At3g27950. NCBI's taxonomy places the organism in Eukaryota, Viridiplantae, Streptophyta, Magnoliopsida, Fabales, Fabaceae. Gene Ontology annotation, molecular function: hydrolase activity, acting on ester bonds. The record is from RefSeq and is a predicted model, not a curated record.